This is a messenger RNA of Rosa rugosa (rugosa rose), 1302 nucleotides long. RefSeq names its product transcription initiation factor IIF subunit beta-like. Gene Ontology annotation, cellular component: transcription factor TFIIF complex. The record is from RefSeq and is a predicted model, not a curated record. Gene Ontology annotation, biological process: transcription by RNA polymerase II; transcription initiation at RNA polymerase II promoter. Lineage: Eukaryota; Viridiplantae; Streptophyta; Magnoliopsida; Rosales; Rosaceae. Bases 102 to 941 code for a protein of 279 amino acids. The transcript has 6 exons.
CGGUUAACAUCUAACCCAGUCUCGCAGACUCUCUUGCCAAAUUUGACUUCGCGGUAACUCGAGUUGAAUUCCGGUCAAAUCAAGCUCCGGCCAGCUCAGAUAUGGAGGAGAAGCCGUCGGCGAGGAGAGUCAAGUCGGAGGAAGACCACGUGGCGAAGAAGGUGAAGACGGAGGAGGACCAUGGCGGUACCAAAAGCUUGGAUACUGCGAAAGCCGAUAAGCUGGUGUGGCUGAUGAAGCUGCCGCAGGCGGUGGCCAAGUCUUGGAACUCGCACCCUUCCUCCGAUCCUCACCCCGUCGCCAAAGUCGUCCUCUCCCUUGAUCCGCUCGAAACCGAUGAGACCUCUGCGGUGCAGUUCAAAAUGGAGGUUGCUCCCACUGAGGCUGGGAUAAAGCCGAAGAAUUAUUCUAUGAACAUGUCGAAAGACUUUAUUCCUAUGUGCGUUUUCUCGGAGGGAAAUCAAGGCAAGAUUGCCGUGGAAGGAAAAGUAGAGCACAAGUUUGACAUGAAGCCCCAUGGUACAAACUUUGAAGAGUAUGGGAAGAUGUGUCGUGAAAGGACAAACAAGUCCAUGAUCAAGAAUAGACAAAUACAGGUUAUUGAUAAUGACCGAGGAGUACAUAUGAGGCCCAUGCCUGGUAUGAUUGGCUUGAUUUCUACCAAUGCCAAGGAUAAGAAGAAACCUGUACCAGUUAAACAAUCAGAUGUGAAAAGGACUAGAAGGGAUCGUGGGGAACUGGAGGAUAUAAUGUUCAAGCUAUUUGAAAGACAACCAAAUUGGGCAUUGAAGCAGCUUGUGCAAGAGACUGAUCAACCUGCGCAAUUCUUGAAAGAGAUACUAAAUGAGCUCUGUGUAUACAACAAAAGGGGAACCAACCAGGGUACUUAUGAGCUUAAGCCAGAGUACAAGAAAUCUGUUGAUGAUACACCUGCAGAAUAAAUUCUCUACCAAUCUAUUCAUCAUCCACUUUCCGUUUUCGACAAACGCAAGUUCUCAACUGAAGAAGAAAGGUUUGCCUAUGGUAUUGUAUGAGAAAGUAACACCAUCAACGAGAACUGUAAACAUGGGAGACAGCAGUCCCAUUUCAUCUUUUUAACUCCCACAGUUAUAUUCUCUUAUUUGAUCUGACCAGUGAUAAAACGCUUACUUAAACUUACAGGACAAGCAUGCAUAAAUUUGAUGUAGCGUGUACAUCCAUAAUACUGGGUUUACCUAGUAUUUUAGUUUGAGAAUAGCUGAAAUACUUGCUAGGACACCCCUUUUAACUGCAAUCAUAUUGAUACAAAAUUGAAAAUUUGAA